This is a messenger RNA of Sciurus carolinensis (gray squirrel), 3405 nucleotides long. It is a transcript of the gene Ube3a, whose product is annotated as ubiquitin protein ligase E3A. Lineage: Eukaryota; Metazoa; Chordata; Mammalia; Rodentia; Sciuridae. Gene Ontology annotation, biological process: ubiquitin-dependent protein catabolic process; protein polyubiquitination. Gene Ontology annotation, molecular function: ubiquitin protein ligase activity. The record is from RefSeq and is a predicted model, not a curated record.
CAGUCCUCCCGUCUUGCGCCGCGGUCGCGAGAUCCGUGUUUCUCCCAAGAUGGUGGCGCUGGGUUCGGGGUGACUACAGGAGAGACAGGGCCUUUUACCAAUCGCCAGGAUCCCGACGCACCACACUUCGCUCGCUCGCGCACCCUGCCGCCGCGUAGUUAUCUGCCGGCCCGGGCGCCCGCCAUCCGCCUCCGACUUACGCUUCACCUCUGCCGACCCCGAUCGCAGGCGGCGGCGCCUCCCUCAGCUUCUCGCAGUAGCUCGCGGCCUGUAGCCCCUAGCAGGAGGGCCCCGCAGCCCCCCAGUGUAGACAGCGGCGGCUAGCUACGAGUGCCGGGUUUUCGGCGGCCGAGGCGCCCCGUUUCCCGGCCUCGGUUUCCGGAGAAGGAAGCGCGGGUCCCGCAUGAGCCCCGGCGGUGGCGGCAGCGAAAGGGAACGAGGCGGUGGCGGGCGGAGGCGGUGGGCGAGGGCGACGACGACCAGUGAAGCGGCCGCAGCUGCGAGGGCCGCAGCCCAGGCGCGGGGGCGACGACAGGUUAAAAAAUCUGUAAGAGCCUGAUUUUAGAAUUCACCAGCUCCUCAGAAGUUUGGCAAGAUAUGAGUUAUUAAACCUACGCUCAGAUCAAGUUAGCAGCUAGACUGGUGUGACAACCUGUUUUUAAUCAGUGACUCAAAGCUGUGAUCACCCUGAUGUCACCGAAUGGCCACAGCUUGUAAAAGAUCACCAGGAGAACCUCAGUCUGACGACAUUGAAGCUAGCCGAAUGAAGCGAGCAGCUGCAAAGCAUCUAAUAGAACGCUACUACCACCAGUUAACUGAGGGCUGUGGAAAUGAGGCCUGCACGAAUGAGUUUUGUGCUUCCUGUCCAACUUUUCUCCGUAUGGAUAACAAUGCAGCAGCUAUUAAAGCCCUCGAGCUUUAUAAGAUUAAUGCAAAACUCUGUGAUCCUCAUCCCUCCAAGAAAGGAGCAAGCUCAGCUUACCUUGAGAACUCGAAAGGUGCCCCUAACAACUGAGAUAAAAUGAACAAGAAGGAAGGAAAAGGAGCAAGAAUUGAUUUUAAAGAUGUGACUUAUCUAACCGAAGAAAUAGUGUAUGAAAUUCUUGAAUUAUGUAGAGAGAGAGAGGAUUAUUCCCCUUUAAUUCGUGUCAUUGGAAGAGUUUUCUCUAGUGCUGAGGCAUUGGUACAGAGCUUUCGAAAAAUCAAACAACACACUAAGGAAGAACUGAAAUCUCUUCAAGGAAAGGAUGAAGAUAAGGAUGAAGAUGAAAAAGAAAAAGCUGCAUGCUCUGCUGCUGCUAUGGAAGAAGAUUCAGAAGCAUCUUCCUCAAGGAUAGGCGAUAGCUCACAGGGAGACAAUAAUUUACAAAAAUUAGGCCCAGAUGAUGUGUCUGUGGAUAUUGAUGCUAUUAGAAGGGUCUAUACCAGAUUGCUCUCUAAUGAAAAAAUAGAAACUGCCUUUCUCAAUGCACUUGUAUAUUUGUCACCUAACGUAGAAUGUGACUUGACGUAUCAUAACGUAUACUCCCGAGAUCCUAAUUAUCUGAAUUUGUUCAUUAUUGUAAUGGAGAAUAGAAAUCUCCACAGUCCUGAAUAUCUGGAAAUGGCCUUGCCAUUAUUUUGCAAAGCAAUGAGCAAGCUACCCCUUGCAGCCCAAGGGAAACUGAUAAGACUGUGGUCUAAAUAUAGUGCAGAUCAGAUUCGGAGAAUGAUGGAAACAUUUCAGCAACUUAUUACUUACAAAGUCAUAAGCAAUGAAUUUAACAGUCGAAAUCUAGUGAAUGAUGAUGAUGCCAUUGUUGCUGCUUCAAAGUGCUUGAAAAUGGUUUACUAUGCAAAUGUAGUGGGAGGGGAAGUGGACACAAAUCAUAAUGAGGAAGAUGAUGAAGAGCCCAUCCCUGAGUCCAGUGAAUUGACACUUCAGGAGCUUUUGGGAGAGGAAAGAAGAAAUAAGAAAGGUCCUCGAGUGGACCCAUUGGAAACUGAACUUGGUGUUAAAACUCUGGAUUGUCGAAAACCACUUAUCUCUUUUGAAGAGUUCAUUAAUGAACCACUGAAUGAUGUUCUGGAAAUGGAUAAAGAUUAUACCUUUUUCAAAGUAGAAACAGAAAACAAGUUUUCUUUUAUGACAUGUCCCUUUAUAUUGAAUGCUGUCACAAAGAAUUUGGGAUUAUAUUAUGACAAUAGAAUCCGCAUGUACAGUGAACGAAGAAUCACUGUUCUCUACAGCCUAGUUCAAGGGCAGCAGUUGAAUCCAUAUUUGAGACUGAAAGUCAGACGCGACCAUAUCAUAGAUGAUGCACUUGUUCGGCUAGAGAUGAUUGCUAUGGAAAAUCCUGCAGACUUGAAGAAACAAUUGUAUGUGGAAUUUGAAGGAGAACAAGGAGUUGAUGAGGGUGGUGUUUCCAAAGAAUUUUUUCAGCUGGUUGUGGAGGAGAUCUUCAAUCCAGAUAUUGGUAUGUUCACAUAUGAUGAAUCUACAAAAUUAUUUUGGUUUAAUCCGUCCUCUUUUGAAACUGAGGGUCAGUUUACUCUGAUUGGCAUAGUCCUGGGUCUGGCUAUUUACAAUAACUGUAUACUGGAUGUGCAUUUUCCCAUGGUUGUCUACAGGAAGCUGAUGGGGAAAAAAGGAACUUUUCGUGACUUGGGAGACUCUCACCCAGUUCUAUAUCAGAGUUUAAAAGACUUACUAGAAUAUGAAGGGAAUGUGGAAGAUGAUAUGAUGAUCACUUUCCAGAUAUCACAGACAGAUCUUUUUGGUAACCCAAUGAUGUAUGAUCUAAAGGAAAAUGGUGAUAAAAUUCCCAUUACAAAUGAAAACAGGAAGGAAUUUGUCAAUCUCUAUUCUGACUACAUUCUCAACAAAUCAGUAGAAAAACAGUUCAAGGCUUUUCGAAGAGGUUUUCAUAUGGUGACCAAUGAAUCUCCCUUAAAGUACUUAUUCAGACCAGAAGAAAUUGAAUUGCUCAUAUGUGGAAGCCGGAAUCUAGACUUCCAAGCACUAGAAGAAACUACAGAAUAUGAUGGUGGCUAUACCCGGGACUCUGUUCUGAUUAGGGAGUUCUGGGAAAUCGUUCAUUCAUUUACAGAUGAACAGAAAAGACUCUUCUUGCAGUUUACAACGGGCACGGACAGAGCACCUGUGGGAGGACUAGGAAAAUUAAAGAUGAUUAUAGCCAAAAAUGGCCCAGACACAGAAAGGUUACCUACAUCUCAUACUUGCUUUAAUGUCCUUUUACUUCCGGAAUAUUCAAGCAAAGAAAAACUUAAAGAGAGAUUGUUGAAGGCCAUCACGUAUGCCAAAGGAUUUGGCAUGCUGUAAAACAAAAUAAAAACAAAAACAAAAAAAAAAAGGAAGGAAGAAAAAAAAUGAAAAAAAUUAAAAAAUUUUAAUAAAUAUAACGA